AUGUACUAUAAAGGACGUUAUUUUGAUGACAUGGCUAAUAAUUCAUAUAAAGGGAACGUGCUAUUUGUACCUCUUGGUUUCUAUCGCCUUUCAGACGCCGUGUUAUUUAAAAAAUAUAUUCUUGUUGUGCCCUUUUCUCGACAUACAGUGGAUCCCAUUUUCUUUAAGUUUAAACGUAAACAGCAGUCGACCCUCAUCAGGACCAUCAGAGGCAGAUUAGAGAGAUACACUUCAGAAACUCAGGUAUUUGCUAUAACCUGUGCACCUAUGGCAACAUGUGUAUUAUGUGAUAACAAGACUUACUCUUGCUCUUGUGAAGGACUCUUGAGAUUCUUUUCACGUACCUUUUCAGGCUACCUUGAUCCAUCUAGUGGCAAUAAAGAUGUGGUUGCUGGAACAAAGUUGGAGCUUCCCUGUUGGCUGGCCAGAGCUCUCUGCUCAUCAAGACGGCACAUAGUGUCAGCCCAGUUACCGAAUACAUUUAAGGAGCGAUAUAGGGAAAUUAUGAAAGCUGAUGCAAGUGUUGUAGAUUUGCACAAACUUGGACCACACUAUUAUGAGUUAGGACAGCAUCUCCUGCCUCUAGCUGGACCUGAAGCAGCAGCGCUAGCAUCUCUUUUGACACAAACUCUCAGAGAACGCCUACGAGGAAUAAUGGACUCUGCGCAGAACUCUCUACGGGAUGAUGUGAAUGCCCAGAUUGUCAAACUAGAUGAGCUUGAGAGGACGCUCUUCCAUGCUGGCCAGAAAGCUCUCCAGGAUCACCAGCUGUGGCUGUCCCGCAGGGCUCACAUCCUCACCACUUCGACCAUGGUUGAUCAGCACAAUAAGAGGAAAUUCUCGGCAAUUGAUUCAUGAAAAAAGGGAAAUUAAAUUGAAGAUUGUGUACAGAUUUUCUCACUUUUCUAGAAUUACAAUCAUUUUGUGAAGAAUCAGUAUAUUGAAGAUAUUUAUAUUUGUAAAGACAGUGGAUUUAACACAUAACUUGUAAUACUUGAAAUUUUAAGGGUUGGUUUUGUAUGGAAUAAUAAAGCUAAACACAUAUAA
Molecule: messenger RNA, 1047 nt
Organism: Penaeus monodon (black tiger shrimp)
Lineage: Eukaryota; Metazoa; Arthropoda; Malacostraca; Decapoda; Penaeidae
Product: DNA replication complex GINS protein PSF3-like
Exons: 8
Coding region: 1-858 (285 amino acids)
Biological process (GO): mitotic DNA replication initiation
Cellular component (GO): GINS complex
Source: RefSeq, a predicted model, not a curated record